Messenger RNA from Chara braunii, 2811 nucleotides. The record is from the annotation of a GenBank genome assembly. NCBI's taxonomy places the organism in Eukaryota, Viridiplantae, Streptophyta, Charophyceae, Charales, Characeae.
CGUCUUGGCUUCCACUCGCCCACCACGACCUCCCUCGGCCGGUGCGGGGCACAGCAGACAUUAAUGGCCUCUUUUGUCGUGGAUGAGCUCCAGAAAGAGUUUGACCAGGCGAUCGCCUCAUUCUUCUUCGAGAACGCCAUUGCAUUCAACGCUGCAAGAUCAGACUCCUAUAAGAACAUGGAGAGGAUCAUGAACGAGGCGGCCAGGUCGCGGAAGAUGUUGAAACUGCCAAGGUACAACUUCCUGAGGACGAAGGCACUGCCCACGGAGUACAAAACUGUGGAUACUGAUUUGGACACGAUCCGUGAGCCAUGGGAUGUCACGGGCCUCACUUUGAUGACGGACGGCACGACAACGACCAGCAAUAGGCCGGUCAUAAACUUCAUUGCAGUUGGGGAUUCGGGGGCUGUCAUGGUGAAGAGUGUUGAUAUGGAGGGGCAGGACAAGUCGGCUCCGGCUUUGGCGAGGAUGUGGGAGGAGGUCAUCAGAGAGUUGGGGGUGCACAGGGUCAAUGCCAUAUGCACCGACUCGGCACAGGUGAACAUUUUCGCAAGGAAAAUACUUGCUGAACACGAGGACCCGACGAUCAGGAGCAUUCCCUGGGUGCCAUGUGCAUGCCAUGUGUGUAACCUGCUGAUGUCCGACAUUGCUACAGUGCCAUGGAUUGCAGAGGUGAUUCUGCAGGGCAGGGAGAUCACCACGUUCAUCAAGAGACAUCAAAGAGCAUUGGCGAUGUUCAGGAGGGCCGGGAGGGAGUACAAGGCACAACUGGGCAUCAUAGACGCAGCAUGGAUGUUGCACCCACUCCACAAGUCGCCUAGAUUGUUCGACGACUUGGAGUCAGAAGAGAUCAUGAACACUCUGGCACACUUUGCUUCGGUUUACACAAAAGAUUCGAAGGAGUACAAAGAGUGCUGGAGGUCCUUGGAAAGUUUCCAUCACAAAACUCCGGAGUGGAUUCGCCCGAACGCAGAGGAGGCUUUGGCAUGCACUCACGUUUCACAUGCGCAAUGGUGGUUGACAUAUGGGAAGAAUCACAAGUCGUUGCAGAAGAUUGCAGUCGCCGUGCUCAGCAUGUGGACAACCGCCUCUCCAUGUGAGAGGAAUUGGUCCACCUUCGACCUUAUUCACACAAAGAGGAGGAAUCUAUUGAGCCCGGAGAAUUUGCAAAUGCUUGUCUUCAUCCAUUGGAACAAGAAGUUGCUGAAGAUGUCGAAGAUGAAGACCGGGUUUGUUAACACCGAGCGACUGGAGUGGGAGACACCGGAGGACGUGGCCCCUUAUGAUGGCUUCAUGAAAGACGGGGAGUACGACCCGGACGAAGUGAAGAGGAGAGCAGCGAACUGGUCCAAAUCUCGCGGACGUAGAUCGAAGUCGACCAAAUUCGACAUCCGGGAGCUUGAGGAGGAGAGGGAGGACGACGGGGCAUGGCUCCUUGAUCUUUCUUACCGCCCUCGCCGUCUUGCGGAUCAUGACCGUGGGAAGACCGUUGUUGAUGUUGACGACGAAGAGCCUGACCAUGACAGCGAGGAUGAUGGCGAGUUGGUUCGAGUGGAACUCGUUGACAGGCGCUCGACUAGGAGGUCAGGAGAUGGCUCAUCUUCUUCCUCCCCGCACGACCACAUCACGAUGCCAGAGGAGGGUAUUCGUUCACGACAUCAGACUUCCACAUCAGGCGGCGCAACUUCCGUGCAGGGGACCGCGUCACUCUCGGGAGCACAGCUCACCCGUCAUCGGCCACCCACGCUCGAGGAGGCAGGCACCGCUCGUGGGACCACACCCGGUGGGUCGUUGCACGUCCCCCAUGACAGUGAUGCGUUGGAGGCAGAUGCCUUUGUUGAUGCAGACAUGGACGGCCCGAUUGCUGUUGCUCCGAUGGAGGCUGAUGCGGUGGCUGAUGCGCGUGGGGAUGAUCCGGUUGGUGAGCAUGGGGAUGAUCCGGCCGGUGCCACUGCUCCAGAUGGUGUUGUUGGUGCAGUUGACGGUGGUGCUGUUGGUGCAGACACAGGGACCGACGAUGGUCCUAUUGCGAGCGGCGAUGGGUUCUUUACUCCGGAUCCGGGGUUGCGAUUGGGGGAGAGCUUCGCCUCCCUGUUACCGCACGUGGCCCCUAUUGCCCCGCGUGGCUCUGCGCAAGACUUUUGCAAGCACCUGGCUUCAAUGUCCCCAAUGCGGACUGAUGACGAGUCUUACACCCCUGAUUGGGCCAGAUUCACCGGACCCACCCCUCCCACUCUUCGGUUGGACGAGGACAUUCGGCUGGUGGCUGGGGAGGGCACACAUGCCCAAGUUUACGUUCAGAGGACCACGCCAGUCCCGGAUGGUGGAACGAUCCCACCACAUGACAUGAAUGCACGGCGUGCAACAGGGUCACCGCCUGAAAUUGACGAGAGCAAGGUGCGCCGAGUGAAGAGUUUGGCUGGCAGAAAGAAGGGAGGGAAGAACAAGGGAAAGGAGGCAGCGGCACCGAAGACGCGAGGCGGAAGAAGGAACGGACGCAAGACCGUCACGCCGCCCGAGACCUUGGAAGAAAAGAGUGCUGUUGUUCGACAGGCGAAGAGGAAGAAGGCUCAGCGAGUGCAACAGAAGGCCGCAGCAGCCAGUCGAUCGCCGAAACGCGGCCCUCAGAAGAAGAGGAAACGUGUGCAAGAGGACGACAAAUCGAGUAGCUGCAGCUCUUGGCCUUCCUCUUCUUCGUCCCGAUCGGGGUCGACGUCGUCGUCAACUGACACGAGUAGCAGCAGCAAAUGAAACGGUGUUGUUCAUGUGUGUGUGUGUGUGUGUGUGUGUGUGUGUGUGUGUGUGUGUGUG